CUGUCAAAAUAUUCAAAUAUAAUCAACAAAGAUUUAAAAACUAAUAUGUUAAUAUUAUUAACAUUUUAAAGUAACAGUAACAGUUAUGAAUACAGCAUUUACCUUUGGAGAUACAUUGGACAACAUUACACUAACAGAUAAAGUGAAUUUACAACAUCCACAUUCAAUAUUCGAAAGUCAUAACAAAGACGAUUUGUAUUCUACCUCUUUGGAUCCUGAUGGUUUUAGUUCUAAUAAGAACCCCUCAUUUAACGUUUCUGUAGAUGAUUCGGCCUUUUUACAAGAGUUUGUCUCAUCCUAUCAAGGUUCCUCGGCUACCCCAAGUAGUGCCAAUGUGAGCUUUCUGUCGAUACAGAGAAAGUCGGACGGCUGUUCACAAAAUGUACCGUUAGUAAAUACACAAUCCAUAACAGAAGUUAAUGAUGAAAACCGCUUACUUUCUUCCUGGGGUUUACCACCAGCUAUUUUGGAAAGAUACAAGCGAAAGAAUGUCACCAAGAUGUUCCAAUGGCAAGCACAAUGUUUAACUGGUGAAAAACUGAUGACAGAAGGUUGUAAUUUAGUUUACUCUGCCCCUACGUCUGCUGGUAAGACGCUAGUCGCAGAAAUAUUAGCCAUCAAAACUGUGAUAGAGAGGCAAAAGAAAGUUUUAUUUAUUUUACCAUUUGUGUCUGUUGUACGUGAAAAGACAUUUUACUUACAAGACAUUUUAGGAACGUCCGGAGUACGUGUAGAAGGUUUUAUGGGGUCAUACAAUCCUCCGGGAGGGUUUCCGGCCGUGCAGCUUGCAGUAUGUACAAUUGAGAAAGCCAACACUAUCAUUAAUAGACUGCUAGAGGAAGGGAAAUUGGAAGAUAUUGGAGCAGUCAUUGUUGACGAAAUACAUUUAUUAGGGGACUGUAAUCGUGGAUAUUUGUUGGAAUUAACGCUGACUAAAUUAAGGUAUAUGUCUUCACGUUUAGACAAUGUCAAUAUACAAAUUAUCGGAAUGUCUGCUACCUUACCCAAUUUAGAAAUUUUGGGAAAGUGGUUGAAUGCCGAAGUGUAUGUGACUGACUUCCGGCCAAUUCCUUUGUAUGAGCAGUGCCUUGUUGGUAAUGAAGUUUAUGAUAAAAAUUUAGAAUUACUACGUACCAUACAGCCUCCUGCUGAGUUGGAGACUGAUACAGAUCAUAUUUUAUACUUAUGUUUGGAAACAAUUAAAGAUUCGUGUUCGGUUUUAAUAUUUUGCCCCACUAAGAAUUGGUGUGAAAGUCUUGCAGAGCAAAUAGCUCAAGCUUUUUGGAAAAUUGGCUGUUCAAAGUCCGAAUUCGGGUUGAUACUGAGGGAGCAACUAAAUUCUGACCUAAUCAAAGAGUUAUUAGAACACUUAAAACAAUGUCCUAGUGGGUUAGAUAAGGUUUUAGAAAAAACCAUUUCAUUUGGAGUUGCUUUUCACCAUGCAGGUUUGACAAUGGAUGAACGGGAAAUAAUCGAAGCUGCUUUUAAAAACACGACUUUACGAGUACUAGUUGCAACAUCCACCUUGUCAUCUGGUGUUAAUUUACCCGCUAAGAGAGUAAUUAUUCGUACUCCAUUAUUCCACGGCAAGCCAUUGGAUAAUUUAGUAUACCAUCAAAUGAUCGGGCGUGCUGGUCGAAUGGGAAGAGAUACAAGCGGAGAAAGUGUUUUAAUUUGCCAGCAGAAUAAUACCAGAAUUGGGAAAGAAUUGAUAUCUUCGAACUUGAAGCCUAUCAAGAGCUGCUUAGAUACCAGUGGAAUAUUUAAACGAGCUCUAUUAGAAGUUGUUAGUAGUGGUGUGGUUUCAUCGCCCGAUGAUGUGCAACAUUUCUCAAAGUGCACAUUGUUCGCUGCAAGUGAAGACGAUUCCGAAAACGCACUGGGAAAUCCUGUCAAUGAAGCAAUUGAAUUUUUGUGCAGCAACGAGUUCAUAAGGUUGCAACAAUUGGAUGAUGGAACUUCAAAGUAUAUUCCUACCGCCUUAGGAAAGGCAUGCCUCGCAUCUUCAAUGUCUCCCGAAGACGGUCUUUCAAUCUUUUUAGAACUUGAGAAAGCCAGACAAUGUUUUGUUCUCGAAACAGAACUUCAUUUAAUUUACGUAGUAACACCAUACAACACUUGUAACCAGUGGGCAUCGAUGGACUGGAUGCUGUUCCUUGAUUUAUGGGAGAAGCUGCCGGUGAGCAUGAAGCGAGUUGGCGAGCUGGUAGGAGUAAGGGAAUCCUACAUUAUCAGUGCAACUAGACAAAAAAUAUCGACAAAUACACCAAAGUUGUAUCGAAAAUUACUUGUACAUAAACGAUUUUUUACUGCACUUGCACUACAAGAUCUAGUAAACGAAACUCCGAUUGCAGAUGUUGCAGUCAAAUUUGGUUGUUCGAGGGGAAUGUUGCAGUCGUUGCAGCAGUCAGCUUCGUCAUUUGCGGGAAUGUUGACCACCUUUAGUCGUCAGUUGGGCUGGUCGAGCAUGGAGGUCCUAAUAGCUCAAUUUCAAGAUCGUUUGCAAUUUGGUGUUAGCAGAGAUUUAUUGGAUUUGAUGAGAUUACCGAUUAUUACCGGUCCUCGCGCUCGAAUGUUAUACGAUGCCGGGAUUGAGACACUUGCUCAACUUGCGUCCUCGGAUGCUCCCGUUAUUGAAAAUUUGCUGCACAAGACUGGCCCGUUUGAAAGUAAAAAUGCACGCGAUGGGGAAACAGAGUAUGAUAUUAUCAAGAGAAAUAAAAUGAAAUGUGUAUGGGUCAUGGGGAAAGAUGGUCUCACUGCUAGAGAUGCGUCCAUUAUGUUUAUUGAAGAGGCUAGGAGGUAUCUGAAGUUAGAAUUAGGAUUGGUCGAUGCAAAAUGGGAGCAGUCAUUAACUGAUCAAAAUACAACCAUCGAUACCAAGCGCCAAAAUAUGACAUCCUCAAUUCAUCACCGAAACAAUGACAAUCUUCAACUUCCAGAUCUUGUCAAAGAACAAGUUUUACAAUUGACAACAAGUAAUGGUGAAAAUUCAGAUAGUAACAGUGAAUUGCCCAAUCAGUCAAUGCUAGAGAAAUCUGAUCAAAGUUUGUUUAACGAAAGUUGCGAAUACCCAAGCACAUUAGACACUCAAGUCGCUAAACCAAAUACCAAAGACAUCUCUUCAUUUCAUUUUGAGAACGACACAGCAUUGGUCAAUGGUUUUAUGUCUGAAAUGGAGCCAUCGGAUAAGAUCACCAACUCUGAGAAAGAGUGUGAUUUAAUCGAUUCUUCACAGUCAAUCUCUGAUUCGCUUAUCUCUACAAAUGACACAAAAAAUUCGCUUAAACGAUUCAGCUUACUUGUAGAUAUAAAACGCAGUAAUCGAACUAAUCAAUAUUUGAGCUCUGAUGAUGACAGUUCAGAAAUUAUUACGUCUCCUACAAAAAAGAGAAAGAUAACGCAAGAAAAAUGGAAUAGUACUGAUUCUCUAGUACCAGCCGAUUUAACAAAUGUGCAAAUUGUCGAUGUUGGCAAUAAUAAAGCUUUGUAUGAAACUUUCGAAAGUGAGUUACUGUCGCAAGAAGUUAUAGCGCUAUCUUUUGCAUGUAGAAAACACAUUACUCAGAAAACUCCAAUCGGUAAUAACGUAAUCCACCAAACAUCCAAUGAUAAAAGUCGCCUAGUUAAGUAUACACAUAACGAUAUUGAUGCUGUGGGUGUUGCAUUUAGUUGGGGCAACAAUGUAGCAUUUUAUCUCUCGUUUGAGAGUGAGACUGUUAUUGCGAAUAUAGAUAAAGUAAGACUGUUACGGAAGUUGUUUACAAAAAGUUCAUUGAAUGUGAGAUUUUUCGAUGCCAAAGCUCAGAUAAAGGUGGCGAAACAAUGCUUUGGCUUAAAUUUUGACGGAAGCUGGGAGGAUUCUAAAGUUGCCGAUUGGUUGUUAGCACCUGAUGGGAAGGAGAAAAAUUUGCAAGCAAUGGUGCUUAAGUAUAUUCCUGGAGCAUCGAAUCUAUUGGCUCUCAUUGGUCAUUGUAAAGGAGUGUGCAGUGUAGGCCUGGAUGUUCAAAGUACUGCUCAUCCUAAAGUUAGAGCAACAGUUGAAAGUGUGGUGGUUUGGUAUUUACGGGAUGCAGUUCGAAGCACCCUUGUGAAUGAAUGCCCCAAACUGAUUGAAAUAUACAAGAUUGAAAUGAAGAGUCUUCUAUGUAUAACAAAAAUGGAACUGAACGGUAUAAAAGUCGAUAUCGCCAAACUACAGGCUCUAGUUGAUACGCUGAAAAAGGAAAGUGAAGAACUGCAAAAACAAGCAUUUACACACGUAGGAAGACGAUUCUCAUUCUCCUCUCCAACUGAAGUUGCAAAAAUAGUGGGUUCAUAUAAGGGUCGUAAACCCAGCACCGACAAACAAUCAUUGCAACGGAACGUUCAUCCCAUUUCAAACCUUGUUUUGCAAUGGCGGAAAUUAAACAGUACUCUAACAAGAAUGAUUUAUCCCCUAAUCCGUUUAAUAGAAAAUAGUAGAAUAUUUGGCAAUUGCGUUAUUCACACGUCCACAGGACGAAUUACUAUGCACGAACCCAACUUGCAAAAUGUUCCUCGGGACUUUAGUGUUGCCUCUACAAACUUAAGUAUUAGUUGUCGAUCUGUUUUCAUACCUACAGAAAAUUACACAUUUUUAUCGGCCGAUUAUUGCCAAUUAGAGCUGCGAAUACUAACCCACUUUUGCCAGGAUCCUACACUGACUGAAAUAAUGAAGAUGAACAAAGAUGUUUUUAAAAUGAUUGCUGCACAUUGGAAGAACAUCAGCGAAACGGAGGUCGACGAUGAUCUACGUCAGUGGACGAAACAGUUGUGCUAUGGUAUAAUAUACGGCAUGGGAAAUAAGGCGUUAGCAGAGCACAUGUCAAUCCCUGAAGAUGAAGCGAAAAUGUUUCACGAAACCUUCAAAAAACAAUAUCCUAAUAUACAAACAUUUAUCCAUUCCACAAUUGCAAAGUGUAAGGCGCUGGGUUACAUAGAAACAUACGCGGGCAGGAGGAGGUACUUGCCGCUAAUUAAUAGUGACAACUUAACUGUUCAAGCUCAAUCCGAGAGACAAGCUGUAAACACCACAAUUCAGGGAUCAGCUGCUGAUAUAGCCAAACUUGCUAUGACCAAUACAGAAAGUCGCUUUCAACAUAAAUAUCGCCAUUCCAAAAAUUUACCCAAACUUGUGUUGCAUUUACAUGACGAAUUAUUGUACGAAGUUCAUGAAAAAUAUUUACUGAAGACUGCAAAAAUUCUAAAGCAAGCUAUGGAGGAGGUUGUAGCUUUAUCUAUUCCGUUACCAGUGAAAUUGAAGUCUGGCAAAUCCUGGGGUGCUAUGCAUGAGUUAGUCCUCUAAGAGAGUUAAGUCUGAAAAUUGUGAUAUCUUUUACAUGGCUUUAGAAAUCUUAAGAUGAGUAAUUUGUAUUGGUGAAGAUUUAAUUUUUAUUAUUUUAUUUAUUAUUUAUGAAAAUGUAACGCUAAUGAUUUGAGUAAUUACAUUUAAUUAAUUUAUA
Photinus pyralis (common eastern firefly) is the source of this 5483-nucleotide messenger RNA. It is a transcript of the gene DNApol-theta, whose product is annotated as DNA polymerase theta. Gene Ontology annotation, biological process: double-strand break repair via alternative nonhomologous end joining; DNA-templated DNA replication. The record is from RefSeq and is a predicted model, not a curated record. The coding region runs from base 86 to 5326 and encodes 1746 amino acids. The transcript has 7 exons. Gene Ontology annotation, molecular function: DNA binding; DNA-directed DNA polymerase activity; ATP binding. Lineage: Eukaryota; Metazoa; Arthropoda; Insecta; Coleoptera; Lampyridae.